AUGGUGGUUAUUGUUCUUCUUCCUCGUUGCACUCUUUCUACUACUUCUACAUAUUCUCGUCCCGAGAAGUUGUACGUCAACUGUGGGUCGGAUUCUAAUGUCACUUACGGUAACCGGACUUUUGUCGGAGAUAUGAUCUCUGGUGGUAACUCCGUUUCAUUCACCAAGAAAGGAACUGAAGCCAUCAACCAAUCAGGAUCAGGAAUCUACGAAAUGGUUAGGAUAUUCACAAGCCCUUCUUCUUACAAGUUCCAACUCGAUUCCGUUGGUCUGCACUUCGUGCGUCUCCAUUUCUCUGCUGUCUCUUCUCGGACACAGCUUUUAGCUGCUCGUUUCACAAUCUCAGCUACUUCUCACUUGAAAAGUUUCUCGCUUCAGAAUUUCAAUGAGACCCCACGAGUUGAGGAGUUUCUCCUGAUGAUUGACUCGCCGGAAUUCGAAAUUCGAUUUGUGCCCGAUCAUUCAUCCAUGGCUUUCGUCAACGCCAUCGAAGUGUUCUCUGCUCCAGAUGACCUAGAAAUUCCGUCAGACUCCGACAAGAAUCUGCAUACGGUUUACAGAUUAAACGUAGGAGGCAAGAAGAUCACACCAGAAAACGACACCUUGGGAAGAACUUGGUCAUUAGACGAUGACUUCCUCUACGAAAAAGAUUCUGCGAGGAACAUUAACUCAACACAAAAGCCUAACUAUGAGUCAGGAACAGUGACGCAAUUCACUGCUCCUGAUUUCGUCUAUCAGACAGCUAAAACGAUGAACCAUAGCUCGAACGAGGGGGUGGUAGAGGGAAUGUUGAUGAACGUCACUUGGUCAUUUAAGGUCAAAAGCAGCUCAAGACACUUCAUCAGGGUUCACUUCUGUGAUAUCAAGAGUGAAUCACAAAAUCCCGACUCCGAUUUCUAUCUCUAUGUAAACGGACAAUCACGACUAGAUGUAAAGCCUUCAGAGCGUUGGAUUGCUAAACCCUUGUCAGACACCAUGUUAUUCCAAAGAUUUUCCUCGGAUACCUCAGUCUCUUCGCCUUAA
Messenger RNA from Eutrema salsugineum, 1023 nucleotides. RefSeq names its product probable receptor-like protein kinase At2g23200. The transcript has 2 exons. The record is from RefSeq and is a predicted model, not a curated record. NCBI's taxonomy places the organism in Eukaryota, Viridiplantae, Streptophyta, Magnoliopsida, Brassicales, Brassicaceae. The coding region runs from base 1 to 1023 and encodes 340 amino acids. Gene Ontology annotation, molecular function: protein kinase activity.